UGAGCUUAAUCCAUCUAUGUUACGAUUCGGUGACGUUGUGAAGGGCUAACACCUUCGCCAUUUCCCCCACAGAAAGCUCUUUCUUUUUUUCUCCUCCAUCGACUGUGUUAAGCCAUGGCCUCUUCAUUUUCAAUGCAGUUGAUCCAUACCCACAACCGUCUUUCAUGGUUUCGCCAUAUCCAGGGUAAUUAUAGCCAAGAUAUGGCCAAGGUUCUUAGGCCUAGUAUGGUAGGUAGCAGUAGCGGAUUACAGCUUGGUCAUAGCAAAGGAUUGGCAUCAAGAUCACAUUAUGCCCUAAGGUUUUCUGUUUUGCAACAAUCCGAUCCAAAAUCGAUCAGAUAUAGGACCAUGAUCUGUGUCAAUGCUACAGAAAACAAUGGCUGCUGUUGCGAUUCCAAAGGGAUGCUGCAUUAAACAGAAAACAGUUCAAUAAAGAUCCCAAACUAUUAUCAUAUUUCAUUAAAAUUAAUAAAAAGAAUUUUAUGAGACCACCGAACCGAACCCCCUUGAUGCACUGAAUAAAAUAUGAUAAAUAAUGAAACAGCUAGAAAAGCAUUGCUGCAUGCAAUCAGAAUAUCCCUAAAUCUUGAACACACUAUCAAGUGAAAAUGCAAUCAAAAUAACCCUAAACCCUGGAUACACUAGCUAUCAAGUGAUUUAAAAUUACAAAGCCCACUGAACCGAACAAGAUUCAUGUGGUGAAUAAAUAUUUAUAAACUUACUCAUUAUCAGAAGUUUGUUGUGUUUGACUUUCUGGAGGGACAUAGAUAAAGUCAUCUUCGAUCAACUCUUCCUGAAUAGAACUUGGAAGAGACAACGCAAGAGGAGAUCUAAGGAAUGUAAACAAUGAAGAAGUUAAUGUUAAAUCAUUAGAAUUUUUUUAUGAGAAACGGGAAUCUGCAGAUUGAAAAACUCACAUUUCCAAAGGUUCAGAAUGAGUUUUUUGUCGAUCCUCAAUGAUUUGUAGUUUAGAAUUAGGUGUAGCGCUAGUGACAUUUAAACACGUUUUCUGUGUGAUUAAUUAAACAAAAUUAUUACCUACAUCUAAAAGAGUAACAUAAAUAUUUUUAACCUACACUUGUGGAGUUUUAAAACUCUUUCUUGGAUGGAUUUUCUUUUUUCUAAAAUAUUUUACCGGGCUUU
This is a messenger RNA of Arachis ipaensis, 1143 nucleotides long. RefSeq names its product peptidyl-prolyl cis-trans isomerase, chloroplastic-like. The record is from RefSeq and is a predicted model, not a curated record. NCBI's taxonomy places the organism in Eukaryota, Viridiplantae, Streptophyta, Magnoliopsida, Fabales, Fabaceae.